GAGGAGGGAGGGGGGAGAGGGCAGUGAGUCUUGUGACCCUAAAACCAGUUGGCAACUGGCAAGCAAUAGGCGAAUUAAUGGAAUAAUUGGGGGAGGAAAUUCGAUGGAAGGACAUGCUUUAUUUUCCUCAACCUCACCCCUUUGACGUUAUGGAAAAGAAAUGAUAAUAUAGGAGGCUACUUUUUCGAUAUUUGUUCAAGCACUGUUUGUCCGCUCUCUAGUUUUUUUGGAUUCCAAUCUCCUUUCCCUUCUCUCCCCACCUAAGUUUUCCUUUUGUUGACAGAUUCACAGGGACACUCUCUUCUCUGUUGUUAGGGUUUCUAAACUAUCUCUGUUUUCCCACCUUCAUCUUACAGAGUUGUCGUUGCUGUUUGGCUUUGAUGGAUCUGGCUUAAUUUCUUGGGUAGAUUUUUAGGAAACCAAACUUUUCUUUUUCCGGAAGAGAUGGCAGCGGAGAAGGCCAGCGGCAGAGGGCAAGCAUGGUUUUGUACCACAGGCUUGCCGAGUGACAUUGUGAUCGAAGUCGACGACAUGACAUUCCAUCUCCACAAGUUUCCUCUGAUGUCGAAAAGUCGGAAGCUGCACGAGUUAAUAACUGAACAAGAGACAAACCCUACCAGAAACCAAAGCAACUUCUCUGCAGAAGAGGAAGAAUACGACGAGAUCGAGCAGGAACAGUACUGCCACAUAUCACUUCCUGAUUUCCCGGGAGGUUCUGAGACACUGGAAACUGCUGCCAAGUUCUGUUAUGGCGUCAAGAUCGAACUAUCGGCCUCCAAUGUGGCUCCUCUCCGUUGCGCCGGAGAGUUUCUGGAAAUGACUGAGGAGUACUCAGAAGACAAUCUCAUUUCUAGAACCGAGAGGUAUCUUUCCCAAUCUGUUCUCAUAAGCGUCAAAGAGUCUAUAAAAACCCUGAAGUCCUGCGAAGGGUUGAUGCCUCUGGCUGAAACACUGGACAUUCCUCAGAGAUGCAUCGAAGCUAUAGCAGAAAGGGCCUUAUCCGCUGAUCCAUCUCUGUUCGGGUGGCCGGUGAAUGACGGUAGAGGCUCUUCGAACCCGUUAUUGUGGAACGGGAUCGAGACCAGUGUGCGUCGAAAGGGCACCAGUAGAACCACUACUUCCGACUCGUGGCUUGAGGAACUUGCCCUUCUUAGUUUACCUCUGUUCAAGCGUUUAAUUUUGGCUAUGAGAGCUCGAGAUCUUAGUCCAGACGUUAUCGAGAGUUGUCUCAUGUACUAUGCGAAGAAAUACAUUCCAGGUAUUUCGCGCUCCAAUCGGAAGCCUCCAUCCUCGUCGGUAGUUUCGGAGACUGAACAGAGAGAAUUACUGGAGGCAAUAAUCACGAAUCUUCCAUCCGAGAAUAGCUCAAGAUCUUCAAUAGCGACUAGGUUCCUGUUCGGGCUGUUAAGAACUGCAAACAUAUUGAACGCUUCAGAAGCUUCUCGGGCCGCUCUGGAGAGGAAAAUUGGUUCGCAAUUGGAGCAGGCUACGCUUGACGAUUUGCUGAUACCGAGUUAUUCAUAUCUGAACGAGACAUUGUAUGACGUGGAUUGCGUUGAACGGAUUUUGGGGUACUUUCUGGACGGACUGGAGGCUGGAAUUGAAGGUGAGAUUGGGGAUGGUAGCAUCAGACCGCCAGCGAUGAUGCUCGUGGGAAAAUUGAUCGAUGGUUACCUCUCGGAGAUUGCUUCAGAUGCAAAUCUGAAGCCGGAUAAGUUUUAUGAACUUGCCAUUGCUCUUCCAGAAAAUGCUAGGCUGUUUGACGACGGCUUAUACAGGGCGGUUGAUGUUUAUCUCAAGGCGCAUCCAUGGGUGGCAGAGGAAGAGCGGGAGAAGAUAUGCGGAGUGAUGGACUGCCAGAAGCUGACAUUAGAGGCGUGCACACACGCGGCUCAGAACGAGCGCCUUCCAUUGCGUGCAGUGGUUCAGGUUCUCUUCUUCGAGCAGCUUCAGCUUCGCCACGCAAUUACCGGCUCUAUUCUCGCAGCAGAAGCCGCUCCGCCGGACUCCGGCAGGCCCUCUAAUUUACAGCUGGAGCAAGAAGGCGAAAGCGCGGUGGGAGCGGCGCAAGAUGUCAGCACGUGGAGAGCAGCGGUGAGGGAGAAUCAAGUGCUGCGGCUGGACAUGGAUAGCAUGAGGUCGCGGGUGCAUGAGCUAGAGCGUGAAUGCUCCACGAUGAAAAAGGCGAUUGAAAAGAUUGAUCAGUUGGGGCCAUCAGGUGGGGGCGGAGGUUGGCGGGGCUCGCUGACCAAGAGGUUCGGAUGCAAGUUCAAGACUCAGGUAUGCGAUUCGCAUGAGCCAAGUGUCGUGGAGACGAGGAAAGCAAGGCAUCAACAUCAGCAUCAGCAUUAGCACCAGCAAUAGACCUUCAUUCCAAUCCUCUCAGGUGUAAAAUCAGUAACUUGUAUUGUAUCAUGGUCACGCCCAUCGUUUAGAUUUUUAUUUAUUUGAUCAUACACUAGAGAGUAACCUCUGAAAAGGCUGGAAUAAAAGAUUUUUGUACAGGUGACUCUACUUUCACCAA
This is a messenger RNA of Vitis vinifera (wine grape), 2524 nucleotides long. Its product is annotated as BTB/POZ domain-containing protein At5g66560. The record is from RefSeq and is a predicted model, not a curated record. The transcript has 4 exons. The coding region runs from base 445 to 2352 and encodes 635 amino acids. Gene Ontology annotation, molecular function: protein binding. Lineage: Eukaryota; Viridiplantae; Streptophyta; Magnoliopsida; Vitales; Vitaceae.